GUUGGUUUCCCCUACGCUCAAUCAGAUUGCUCCUAUGGUCGUCGCACAGAUACUUUGACGAAUCGAGAUGAUUUCGGGAGAGCUAUAGCAACUCCACAUUUUUCCUUUCUUGGCAGUACGGCAGCGAGGACAGUGGCAAGGACGGACCGGAGGUUUAAAUGUCAGUAUCUCAGUAUCUACGAAUAUUGUUGGAUCCUAGGCCUGGAACACACAUGCUCAAUAUAUGUCAUAAUUUAUAUUGCUUUAUGUCAAAACGAUGGCAAAAGACUUGAAUAUGUGUUAGUGACCUGGCAUAACCGAUACUCUUGAAAAUAUAUGGAUCAUACAACUGAGCACAUGAAUUAGGGAUGGAUAUGACACGUGGGGAGAAACAAGCAGCAAUAACAUGUAAGGAAAGACAGAUGACUUUCAAGGAGAACAAAUGAUAAAACAAGUGAGAUGCCAGCAGUUACUACUGCUCAAAAAGAAAUUAAGGGUAAUGGCCUAGUAAUAACAGCGGGCGAAUUUAAGAAAGAUAGAUCUCACAGCUCAUAUCCUUGAAUAACACACUCCUCUCGACGGCAACCGGGUGGGGGGGGGGGGGGGGGGGAAAAAGAAAAAUGAAAUAAAACAAAGUCUAGAAGGCAAACUUGUUUUAUGCACUGAAAUCUCAGAGAGGAACCUCAUCCAGUUCACCUUCUCCCGCCGCCCCGUUCGUUGCUUUGUCACCCGAAGCCCCGAUUGAGGUAUCCGAUUUUCGUUGCGAUUGAGAGUUUGUUUUAUCUGCUAAUUCCUCAUUUGAGGAACCUGCUGUAUCACUUUCAUAGUCGGCCUCCGUGUCGCCAUGUGCAGGAGGUGGAUAUUUUCCGUCGACAGGCGAUUCCACGUCCUCUUGGCUGGGUUGGGCAUUCUCUUUUCCGUCUUUAGCCGGCGGCGGCGGUGAAGACUGGGUUCCGUAACCAUUUUCAUCCUCAGUCUCCGAUUCUUGUCCCUGAGAUGGUCCAUUCGCUUCACUACUAGGGGGCGGCAUGGGAGGGAGCUCCUUGUCGGCUGGCUGCUGUGGCGAUCGGGAAGUUGAAUUUGUGCGGCCUAAUCGUCCGGAUGAAACGGACCCGGAGGCGUUGUUUAACAUAGCUUGCUGGCGAUGCAGUUGCGCACCCACACCUGGAGCCAUUUGCCUCAACUUUGGAUCUGCGUUCAAGUAGUACCCGCGGACACUAACAAUUGUACCCUCCCGUUCACAUCCUUCUACCCACUCUGGUCGGACGACAGGAAUAUUCAUCUCAACUGCUUUUUCCCAAGCAGCACCACUACCCUCCGUGCAGACAAAAUGCGUAGUAUCUAUCCGCACAGUGUCAAUGAGUUUGGCACCAAUUCGAUCCACAGCCUCUUCGAGCGACGUCCUUAAACUCUGGGGUAGAACGCCCGGUGUAAUAGUUAUUCCUGACAAGUCGGUCAUCUUAUGUGUACGGCAGACUAGUUUCUCUGAGCUAAAAGUGCCGGCGGAAGUACGGAGAACGAGAUGGAAAGUAUACUCUGUGUCAAUUGCAAGGCCGCUGAUUUUGGUGCUAAGCAUCUCUUUUGGCCUUGGAAUUGAACCAGCCUUGGAGUCAUUGCGGUAUAAGGAUAGCGACUUGAGGGACGCGGUGGCUAAAUUUAUUGGAUCCCAUUCUAGGACAAGGGACGUUUGUGUCGCAUUUCUGAGGCGGAGAACCGGUGGAGACGGCGUAUGGAUGCCAUAGGUGUGUAGGAUACGCUUUUGGAGGGAUUGAAAGGCGGAAACACUUGCAGCUUCAGCGGCCUGGUUGCGCGAUACUGUAAUAUCAACGAUGCUGCCUGAUGCUAUAUUUUUCGGUAGAAGGACAGAAGGAAACUCGAUCUAGAGUCAACAAUGAUAAGCAAAGCGUUCAUUGCGCAGUGGCAGGCAGAAAUAAAGAGGCGCACACGACAGCAGCGCCUUGGAGUACUUGCAAAAAAAAGGGCUGGGUUAGAGCUUACGAGUCGGUUGUCUUGGGUCAGGAGGACAGCAACGCCAGCAUCGACCUUCCCAACGGUCAGAGAAACCAGCAUGACGAACGAGUGAAGAUGACAGAAGAAGCGACAAGAGUGUUAUAUGGCGAACAGCAUUCGAAAAUCUGAUUGUCGCAAGAUAUCACAAGCUGAGAUUUCGAGGGCCGGUAAAUUAGUGUUUCAUGAAGCUGUCUAGAUGAAGUCGAUUACGUCAGAAUUUAGUUACAUCUUCCCGGAAAGGACGCGUCUGCCGCUGCUUUAACACCUGGACACAUCAUGCUUAUGGAGGCAAGAAUCGCGCCUCCUUUUGGCCUUUAUCAAUCCUCCAAAGGGCUUCAUCAUCUCCCUACCAGUCAACGAAACAAUACAGAGGUUUGGCAGCCGCUUGGACGUAAGGAAUAUUAAGCUCAGCGGAUGCCUCUCACACCCAUACAUUAUAAUGAUCCAAAACUCUCGUCACGGUAUUCUUAAAUCACGUGGCCACAUGUCUCCUUGAUCUUUGUCGAUUGGGGGUCGCAAGGUGCUUGCAGCAGGCAGAGCCUAUCCUUAUGUCGGGAGAACACGCGAAUUCAGUAGUGAAACUAUCACUACCACUGCAAUAUCAGCAAGACCUGUUCUCGGAACUCAGAGCUGAGGAUGAACUCGUCAUUCUUGCAAGGGGACUUGGCCUGCUGCGUAUCGUGACGAAUUUAUUACAUUCUUACGAUGCAGCCGGCAAUAAUCUAAUUAUAGUGGUGGGCGCUGGUAGUCUAGAAAAUGAAUGGAUUGGAGAAGCUCUCGCCGAACAAUAUGCAGUCAGCAGAACUCCCCUGGCUCGAGGGCUUAAAGUGAUCAAUACUGAUCGAGCUACUGUUCCUUUGAGGCAAAAAAUGUACGCCCAAGGCGGUAUCCUGAGUGUCACCUCUCGGAUAUUGGUUGUCGAUUUAUUGUCCAAGAUACUUGAUCCCGAAACCAUCACGGGCUUAAUUGUUCUCCAUGCUGAAAAGAUCACGGCCACCUCGUUGGAGGCAUUUAUUAUCCGCAUAUAUCGACAAUUCAACAAAGUUGGUUGUUUAAAAGCUUUCUCUGAUUCUCCCGAACCUUUCACAAUUGGAUUCAACCCCUUAGCAAACAUGAUGCGGAAUCUAUUUCUUAGGAAACCGUCUCUCUGGCCGAGAUUCCAGGUUACCGUAGCUGAGUCCUUAGAAGGGCGGAAGAAAGCCGAAGUCAUCGAGCUAGAAAUACCGAUGACAGACAAAAUGAGAGAUAUACAAAACGCAGUCUUAGAAUGUGUCGAAGCCAAUAUUCGGGAACUGAAAAAGUCAAAUUCUGGCCUCGACAUUGAAGACUGGACAGUGGACAGUGCGUUGCAUCAAGACUUUGAUGUGUCUAUCCGGCGACAGCUGGAGCAUAUGUGGCAUCGUGUAAGCUUUCGGACAAAGCAAAUAGCCAACGAUUUAACUGUCCUGAGGUCGAUACUUCAUUCGUUAUUGACGUACGACUCCGUCUCCUUUAUCAAAUACCUUGACACGAUUAUAGCUGCGCACUCGCCACCUCCGGGAUCAACAAGGCAGAAUUACUCCCCUUGGCUAUUUCUUGAUGCAGCGCAUGUCCUAUUUCAAACCGCCAAGUCCAGGGUUUAUCGCGGCAAAUUGGACAAUCGGCAAUUUAUACCUGACACUGCCUCCCUACCAACUGCCUUGGAACCAGUGCUCGAGGAACAGCCGAAAUGGUCAGUCCUCGCGGAUGUUCUAGAUGAAAUUGAGAGGAGUACAUAUCUCAAUCCUGUUCUCCCGGGUGACUCGAAUGGAACCAUUCUAGUCAUGUGUAGUGACAGGAAAACCUGCUGCCAAAUCAGGGAAUAUUUAGAAACAAUGCGCAUCAAAAUCGAACCCUCUAAUGACGAGAUGGAGAGUGAGAGUGAGGCAGAUGACGACAAGCCGUCUGCAGAGUUUAUGCUUCGGAGGAAACUCCGUCACUAUUUAAACUGGAAACGCGCUUCGUCCAGGAUUAACAGCAACCUUUAUCAUACUAAAUCAAAACAGGAACCAGGAACAGCGCCAGGGUACAAUUCCGUGGGUUCAACCACUCAGUAUCAAGGACGAGCACCUCCGAAUAAAAGACGACGAGUUCGUGGAGGCGGUGGCUCAGGUCUGGCACCAGCCAGAGGUGCAAGCAGUAGUGUCCAACUUGAUACGGAAGUGCCAACGCAGGUAUCAACCCUGCUGGAAGAAAUUAAACUUGUUGAGCCGGAAGAAGAAACCAUCCAGGUUGGCAUCGUGGAUGACGAUCUUGAAGAUAUGGAAGACUACUACCAACUCUAUGACAUGAACGAUCUCUUGAUGGUAUACCCUUACGACGGCGAUAUGGAUGACCAUGUUCUUGAAGAAGUCAAACCACGGUACAUAAUCAUGUACGAACCGGACGCAGCCUUCAUUCGCAGAGUAGAAGUCUAUCGAAGCUCUCACACGAACCGGGAAGUCAGGGUUUACUUUCUAUAUUAUGGAGGUUCGGUCGAGGAACAGCGAUAUCUAAGUGCUGUCCGAAAGGAAAAGGACGCGUUCACAAAACUGAUCAAAGAAAAGGGGUCCAUGUCCCUAACAAUAAACCACGACAAAAGCGCCGAAGAUCCCCAAGAGCAAUUUCUUCGAACAGUCAAUACCCGCAUCGCUGGUGGAGGCCGACUGGCCGCAACAGCAGCCCCACCCACCGUCGUAGUGGAUGUGCGUGAAUUUCGCAGCGCGCUCCCAUCCCUCCUCCACGGACGAAGCAUGGUCGUAGUUCCCUGCCAACUAACAGUUGGCGACUACAUCUUGACCCCGGAGAUUUGUGUCGAGCGCAAAUCGAUCCGUGAUUUGCUCAGCUCCCUGAAAAACGGCCGCCUGUACAAUCAGGCCGAGACAAUGCUCCAGCACUACAAAACCCCAGUACUGCUAAUCGAAUUUGACCAGAACAAAUCAUUCACUUUUGACGCAUUCACCUCCGCCACAAGCACGCCAAGCUCAGAAAGCCUAUCCAGCAACCUGAUAAACCCCACAAAUCCAAAGUCCAUCCAGCACCUCCUCACACUACUCACGCUCGCCUUCCCACGGCUGAAAAUCAUCUGGUCCUCCGCCCCGUUUCAAACAGCAGAGAUAUUCGCCGAGCUGAAGAAGAACAAUGCAGAACCAGACCCCAUUCGCGCCGUGCAAAUCGGGCUAGACUUUGAUAUCACGUCCUCUACAGCUGCCGCCGCGGCUGCCACCGCAGCAGGUACGGGUAACAGUAUCAUGUCAGCCGCGGGGAUUGAGCAUCGGGCCUUCAACCAGCUACCGCAGGAUAUGUUACAGGCUGUUCCCGGGGUGACGCCGAAGCUAGCGGAGCGGUUGAUUUUGGAGACGGAGAAUUUACAGCAAAUUGCGAAUAUGGAGAUGGAGGAGUUGGAGCCGCUGGUUGGGAAGGAGGUUGGGAGGCAGGUUUUGCGGUUCUUUCGGAGAAACGUUUUUGAUGAGGAGAGUGCUGAUUAGGUGCGUGGGCGAUUUCUUGCUUUCCCACAUACGACUAGCUAUAAUGCCGAGGUAGAAGUCACUUAGGUUUAGUUAAAGUGCACUACAGAUCGUAUCAUGUCUUCGUUUGGAAUUGUAUAAGGUUGGCGAUGGGCCGCUUCCAAAUAUAGCCCAUAUCAAUACUAUAUCAUGAACCUACGGAUUAGGAAAAAAAUUCAUUUACGCCUUUCUAGCCGACCCUAAAUUUUGUCUUUCAUUACUUCAUUUUUGCUUUCGGUUUAUCUAUGCUUUCAAACUGCCAAAUUGGGAAUGUCGCAAGAGCCACCACAACGGAAAAAAAGUAGGGCAAGAAGUGCAAAAAGCAGAAACGGAAAACAGAAGAAAAACAGAAGCAAAAACGCAAUAACGGAGGCAUGCCAUGCCCAUACUCGCCCUGUCUGGUGUCCCGUCCGAUGAUCGGCUCGAACCUUGCUUUAUAGGUAUAUGGAUUCUUAAGAUAGUCGAUAGCAAUAUCUGACCGGAAAUUCUUCAGCCGAAGAUGCCCGAUUUCUAUCCCUGGAGAUGAGGAGCGCUGGGGGGGCGCUGAAUGUUUGCCUACAACGUAACAGUGGCUAUAGUGCAGCGGGAGUGUUUCCAACAGGAGCUGUCUGCAACGUCAAAGGAUAGAGAACCGUCCACCUUGGGACUGUUGAAGCCAGACACAUGCAUAGAGAGGGAACGCGGCCUCGUCGGAUCAGGGUAGAUUUUUUGGGAGAGAUUAGAUCUCAUCAACAUCGAUGUCCUUGUCGUCUUCGCUGCCAUCACGGUCUUCGUCGAACUCGACGUUGUCGUCAAUAUCCUCAUGGCCAUAGCUGUUGUUACGAUAUUAGCGACAUAUAUAUCAACAUUAAAAACGGCUGAAAGUGGAGGCAAAACGUACGUAUCAGUCUCGUUAAUCUUCGCACUCUCAGGCAACUCGCCGUAGGCUUUUAGACUUCGAGCCUCAUCGGCAUUGUAUUUGAGAAUAACGUCACCCUUCUCGUCUUGGUAAUCUCGUAGAGAUAGCAGAAUGAUGUCUCCUUGGUUAAUCCAGACCUUCUUGCGGAGUUUGCCACGGAUAUGAGCGAGUCGUUUUUCGCCAUCGAAGCAGAGGGCUUCCAGUCGUCCGUUACCCAACAUCUUGACGACCUGAGCAUAUUCUUGUCCUUCCUCUUUGAAGGUCAGUUCUCGCUUCUCGUUGUCAUUCUCGUUCUUUCCACGGCGUCGGUUUUUACCACCCUGUAUACAAAACGGGAUGUUAGCGUCCUAGUUUCAUAGAACCGAACCAGCAAGG
Blastomyces dermatitidis ER-3 is the source of this 6765-nucleotide messenger RNA. RefSeq names its product DNA excision repair protein ERCC-4. The record is from RefSeq and is a predicted model, not a curated record. Gene Ontology annotation, cellular component: nucleotide-excision repair factor 1 complex. Lineage: Eukaryota; Fungi; Ascomycota; Eurotiomycetes; Onygenales; Ajellomycetaceae. Gene Ontology annotation, molecular function: single-stranded DNA binding; single-stranded DNA endonuclease activity; damaged DNA binding. The transcript has 10 exons. The coding region runs from base 2538 to 5474 and encodes 978 amino acids. Gene Ontology annotation, biological process: nucleotide-excision repair involved in interstrand cross-link repair; double-strand break repair via single-strand annealing, removal of nonhomologous ends; resolution of meiotic recombination intermediates.